This is a messenger RNA of Adineta ricciae, 243 nucleotides long. NCBI's taxonomy places the organism in Eukaryota, Metazoa, Rotifera, Eurotatoria, Adinetida, Adinetidae. The record is from the annotation of a GenBank genome assembly.
AUGUACGGUGGAUUCGGUGGAUACGGCGGAUAUGGCGGUGGAUAUGGCGGUGGAAGUUCAGAAAUGAGAUCUGAUAUGUGGAUUCAACAAAACAUUCCCGGUGGAUUAAACAGUGCUCUCGGUGAACGAUUAGAUAAUUUCAUGGGUGGAAAUUCUAAUCCAACAUAUGGUCAAAUUUAUGGUGGUGCGCCAGGUGUUGGUGGAUACGGUGGUGGCUAUGGUUAUUCAUAUGGUGGAUGGUAA